Messenger RNA from Symbiodinium sp. CCMP2592, 5043 nucleotides. The record is from the annotation of a GenBank genome assembly. NCBI's taxonomy places the organism in Eukaryota, Dinophyceae, Suessiales, Symbiodiniaceae.
AUGGAGCUCGGAGCGGUGCAGGACGAGGCCAGCGAGGCCGUAGCUGCAGCCGGCGACGAUGAUCCAGGCCUGCCCCCAGAACGGGAGGAAGCCCGUGAUGGUGAAGGAGAUAGAGUCCCCGAAGUCCGUGUGGACGAUGAUGUUCGGGAGCCAGACUACGGUGCUGGUGAAGUUCCGGGGCAAACCACGAGUGAGUUCGUGGGCCAGGACGUGAACUUGACUCUGCCGAAUUCGAGUGGCGCUUUGCCGGACAGACAGCAAAGGCCAGUUCCGGAGGCCUUGGAUGAUGGUCUGGUUCGAGGGACAAUGGCGACGGAUGGGGCGGUGGAGGCCCAGUUGCAGAGUUCAGCUUCGACCAGACCUGCCUCGAGGGAACGAAGGAAUGAAGAUGUGGGCCAAGUGGCUCGCAGUUUGGCCUACAUGACAUCGCUAGUGACGACGCUUGUUGGGAGAAUGGAAAGGGUGGAGCAAGCCCAGUUUAGAAAUGGUUCUUCUGCUUCCGGGAGAAGGACGACAACGGCGACCUCGGCGAGGAUGGAGACGCCUAUGGGCGGGACACCAGAGGCUGGAAGUGUGGGCUGGGUAGACAUACAGGGCUUGGGAGAAAGGGUGGCUCAGAUGACCAUGGGCGGGCAAACUGGCCCGGCUUUACCGGAGCGCCCGUUGGCCACCUUGGACUCCAUCAUGGCCGGCACUUUCAGCUCAGAUGAUUCGGAUACUGCACGCCUUCGGGCGACUCAGGCUGAGGGACAGAUCAGAGGAGUACCUGGAGCUCUGCUGGGACCGCUUGCAGAACCGAUGGGAACUGUACUGCUGCAGGGAAAUCCAUGUGGUGCGGGUCUUCAGAUGGCGCCUUCCGAGAUGGCUUUGGGAUCGUAUUUGCCUCCUAUGCCGUUUCCAAGUGCGCCCUCGGGAUAUCCUUUGCAGGCACCCCCGCUUCAGAUUAUGCCACAGGGAUCCGUGUCUACAGCGUUGCAGUCUCCAGGAAUGCCACAGGGAUCCGUGUCUACAGCGUUGCAGUCUUCAGGAAUGCCUCAGGGAUCCGUGUCUACAGCUUUGCAGUCUUCAGGAAUGCCUCAGGGAUCCCCGCCUUCAGCUUUGCAGUCUUCGGGAAUGCCUCAGGGAACCAUGUCUUCGACGGGGCAGUCUACUGGAAUGCCUCAGGGACCCAUGCCUCUGGCGCUGGCACCUUCAGGAAUGCCUCAGGGAUCUCCGUCAACAGCUUUGCCGCCUUCAGGAAUGCCGCAGGGAUCCGCAUCUGCCGCUUUGCAGUCUUCGGGAAUGCCUCAGGAAUCUGCUUCGGGAUUGCUCUUGGCGUCUUCGAGUGAGGUCCAUGAUGUGGCAGCUUACACUAAAGAACUGGCCUUGAGAGAGGGUUUGCGGUCAGAUGCGCAGCGUGAAGCCAAUGUUGUGGAGACUCCUUUUCUCAGUGCGGCUUCUGAGGUGAUGCCUGUGCUGGAAGAUCGUGGGGAUCCAGCUGUUCUUCCUCCUGGUCUUGAAGGGCGAAGAGGGCAAGGUCUUGUUAUGGGAGCUCCAGCAACGGGGCUUGUGUAUGCUGAAGGGAGUUGGAGGCCCUACAUGAUGGUCCAGGGGCAAAUAGUGAUUCAGGCGGUGGAGCCUACAGGUGCGUCGGCGGUUGGUCUCUCUUUGGCCGCCCCGACGUACCAUCCUACAGGAGUCGCAGGAGCGAGCGACCGGAAUGCAGUUGUGGGGAGUGGUGGACCGACUAUCCCACCACUUCCUCCACCCCCGCCUCAGAGAUCUACGUCUCCUUUCACACCCUCACGGAGGACGUCUACGGGAUGCAAUGCGACUCCAGGGGGGACACCAGUGCCCCCUCCUCCGCCGCCGACUCCUUCUACAAGUUCGCCUGGAGGUUAUGGUACCCCGGCCACGACAGGGGAGGUCGAGGAACCAAGCAAGUUGGUGAUGAAACUGCCAGCCCUUUCGGCGACAAAGGGGACCGAUGCGGCGGUGGUGGCGGGAGAUUGGCUGGCGCAACUGGAACCCAGCAUGGCGAGCCUUAGCAGCACUGCAGCAGUUUGGUGGCAGCAGCUAAUGGUGAGGGUUCGGGACCUUUACCAGAGAUGGCUGGAGUCUACGCCGGUGGAUCGUUUGCAGAUCCGCCAACAUGUCCUGGCGCAGAGGCCUCCUUUGGACAAGUACCAGCGCGUGGAGCAGCGGGCAAGCAUGCUGUUACUUGACAGCCUGCCAGAGGACUUGAAAGCCGAGGUUGUUUCAGUGAGGGCAGUGACGGUGGAAGCGAUGGUUUUUCUGGUCCAUUGCUCGUUCCAACCUGGAGGCUCGGCCGAGAAAGCGUAUCUGCUGCACUUUCUCACGUCUCCGGACACAGGUGCGGCGGUGGAUGUGGCAGUCACCUCUAUCCGGAAAUGGAUUCGGCUCUUGAGGCGUGGCAAGGAGUUGCAGCUCGUGGUGCCGGACCCAAGUCUUCUAUGUCGGGGUCUGGAUAAACUUCAUGCGCAGGUCUUCACGCCUAGCAAGCACCCGAGCGCGACCUUCAGAAUCGCAAGCUUCAAACUGGAACGCCAACUUGACUACAAGGCGAAGGCCUCGGACGUGGAGGACUACGCACAGCUCAUUUUGGGUGAGCUGGAAGCUGCGCUUCUCUCGCAGCCUUUGACGUCGCAGCCCAAGUUGAAUCGCCUCGAGGAAGCGAACCAGCCUGAAGGGGCAAAAGGCAAGGCGAAGGGCAAGGGCAAACAGCAGCAGCCGUGCUGGGCAUGGAGCGACGGUUCAGGUUGCAAGUAUGGUCAGAACUGUAUGUUCAGGCACGAUCCUCUCGGUCCAGGUCAUUGCUGGGUUUGCGGCAGCAGUGGCCAUCUCAAGCCGCAGUGCCCGUACAACGGCCAAGGGGGGUCAUCUUCCUCGGCGGCGCCUGGACCCUCGAGCUCUACUACGACUGGAGAUGGUGCUGGAAAAGGUGCGGGAGAAGAGAAGCCUCCUCGGAAACCGAGGAAGAAAGGCGGCGGGAAAGCGAAGGAUGCUGUGCGCAAAGCUGAAGAGGCCGCGUCGGUUGAGGGGGGUGCGACUACAACUACGACACCGGCUACCACAACGACCUCUGGGACGGCACCCCCUGCGGAUAAUGCUCGUGACGAGUUCUUCGAGGAGGCGGCCAAGGCCCUUAAGUCGUUGAGGUUGGCAAGGGCGACGCUGGACCGAAUGUGUGUCCUUGGAGGUGGGAGAGGAAAAGCUCUUGUGGACUCGGGAGCUACGACUUCGAUGAGGUCGGGCAGUGGUCAAGAGCUGAUGGGACUUCCGAAGCGCAAGGUCCUGCGGGCGGAGGGCGAGGCCAUCUUCUACCAGCUCCCCGGAGGAACCUUGUUGACGGAGAGGGAGACGACGCCGAUCCUGGCGAUGAGCGACCUGAUGGCCAUUGGAUGUCGGGUUUCCUGGUCCACGGGAGAGGGAUGCAGGAUUGUUCAUCCGGUUCGCGGUGAUCUUCAAGCUCAGGUUGAAAAUGGCUGCCCGGAGGUGGACGGCCAGUUGGGUCUGGAUUUGAUCCAGGAGGCGGAGCUCACGAAGCUUCGUCGUCGUGAAGCGGAGGUGGCGGUGAACAAGUUGGUGGAAACUUGCAAGUCCAGGCCAGUGAUGGAUUGGGAGCUCGGAGCCAAGACGGUGAAGGACCUUCAUUCUGGAGUGGGCGCGGCCUGGGCGUGGUUGCAUCGGGCCUUUCCGGAAGCUCCGUCCUGGUUGGUGUCGGCGAUCCCCGUGGUGGCUUCUAUGGAUGGAGCCAAAGUGCCGUGGAAUCGGCGCGAAAGGAAAAAGUGGAAACAGGCGUCUUCGGUGGCUGUACACCUGUUCUGCGGAAAGGACAGAGCUACGUGGAAGUCGAGGGCGGAGGCCGCUCAUGUGGUCACGGUGGACCAAGCUGAGGACAUCAUGGCGGAUGAUACGUACGCCGCGCUCCUGCAUUUGGCCCUCCCUGGGAAACUGAAGAUGGUGUUUGGAGGUCCUCCCAGCCGUACUUUUCGGAAUGUGCUGGAUGACACGAUCAUGAUUUUUCGUAUGGUGUUCCUUUGGAUGGUGGCGAAAGCCGUGGCCCGAGCAGCGGAGGAGCGGGACCCCGACUUGAUUCUGGAGCACCCGGAGGAUCUGGAUGAGAUCAUGAAGAACCAUGGAAAGAGGUCCCAGUGGGCACUGCCGGAGAUGCAGUCGAUGGCCUCUUUGUGGGCCUUUCCGGAGAUCCAGUUCCUCAAGGAGGAGAAGGACCAUGACGGGAGCGGGUUUCGCUCGGUGCUGUGGGCGUCAUGGGCCCCCCAGCUCAAGGAGAUCAUCAAGUCCGAGGUCGAGGUCAGUUUGGCCGGUGGCACCCUGGAAAGGGUGAUGAAGAUGGAUGCGGGUUUCCUGGAGCAUCUUCAACGGGACCACAUCCCGUACCGUCGCGACUGCCGGGCGUGCUUGGCUGGAUCCUUUCGCGGCCACAUUCAUCGGAGAAUUGUGGCGCCAGAUGCAUGGUGUUUGUCUCUGGAUGUCAUUGGUCCAGCGCGACCAGGAGAAGAUGAAGUGUUGAAGAAGGUCAAGUACGGCUUGAUCGGAACGUUGGUUGUUCCCGAUGUUCUUGGAAAGCUUCUGGAGCCAAACGAACCUACGGGCGAAGAUGAUGGUCGCGGUGUGGGAGAGGUUCUCGACGAGCCGGUGUGGGAGGAUGGCGAUGUGGCAGACGAUGAAGCUGAGGAUGUUUCCGCGGCGGAAAAAUCAAGAGCUGCGAAGGAGGAGGCCAAAUGGAAAGACCUUGUUGAAAAGGACUUGGCGGAGACGGUCUCGAUGGACGUGAGCUUCACAGCCCCCUCUUCCUUGGGCUCCUCCCUCACGGAGCCAGGUAGUGUGCUGGCCGAAACGCUUUCAGAGAACGUCGCGGUCGCCGUUCAAGUCCUGGCCUGUAAUAUCACUAUCCUACACCCAGGCACAGCAGGGUUGGUGAACAACGCGACGCUCCAAGAUGUGCAGGUGGAGGCGCCAAGCACGACGGUCACGCCAAGCACGACGGAGGCGCCAAGCACGACGGAGGCGCGGAUAUAA